AUGGGUUUGAGACUGGACAUUGCAAUGAUAUUAAUGCUAUUCUUGCUAAAAUCCACUGGCAACGUCCAAGCCAGUAUCUUUGAUGUGAAACAGUAUGGAGCAAAAGCUAAUGCGGAUGUCACCCAGGCUUUGACAAAAGCUUGGAAAGCUGCAUGCGCAUCAACGGGUCAGAGUAAAGUUGUGGUUCCAGGAGGGACAUACAAGUUGGGCGCAGUGCCUUUGGAAGGUCCUUGCAAGGGUCCUAUAGAGCUUCAGGUUAUAGGCACUUUACAGGCCCCAGAACAACAAUCUGGGGAUAGUUGGGUCAGUUUUAACCAUGUCGACUUUUUUACAUUGUCGGGCAGUGGAACUUUUGACGGCCAAGGGAAAAUCGCUUGGGGUCAAAGUGAAUGUUCCAAAAAUAAGUACUGCAAGCAACUUCCUAUUAAUAUAAGGUUCAACUUCAUCACCAAUGCAAUCAUCCGGGACAUAACAUCAUUGGACAGCAAAGAGUUCCACAUUAAUGUUUUGGGGUGCAAAAAUGUUACAUUCCAGCAUGUUACCAUAAAAGCACCUGAAACUAGUGUCAACACUGAUGGAAUCCACAUAGGGCGUUCAACAGGGAUCCACAUAAUUGAUACAAAUAUUGGAACCGGAGAUGAUUGUGUCUCGCUUGGUGAUGGAAGUCGGGAUAUAACUGUUGAGAAAGUAAAUUGUGGACCUGGCCAUGGAAUAAGCAUAGGAAGUCUUGGAAAGUUCCCAAAUGAAGAACCUGUGAGUGGUGUCAAAGUCAUUGGUUGCACUCUUACCAAUACAAUGAAUGGUGUGAGAAUCAAAACAUGGCCUGCUUCCCCGACUGGCUCUGCCUCUGAUAUGCAUUUUGAGGACAUUAUCAUGAAUAAUGUUGGCAAUCCUAUCAUCAUUGAUCAAGUUUACUGCCCAUGGAAUCAGUGCCAAGCAAAGAUACCCUCUAGAAUUAAGAUCAGCAAUGUUAGCUUCAUAAACAUUCGAGGCACAUCUAAGUUUCAGGAGGCUGUCAAGCUUGUUUGUAGUAAGGGCGUGCCAUGUGAAAAAGUGGAGCUUCGUGACAUAGACCUCAAAUACAACGGACAUGACGGCUCUUCCACAUACCACUGUAUUAAUGUCAAGCCCAAGAUUUCUGGCAAACAGAAUCCUCCUGCUUGUACUGUCAAAGCUUAAUCUAGUUUAAGCUUUUGAGUAAAUAUUAGUGCUUGUGUUCAUAUGUAGAACACGGUUUAAGAAGGCAGUUAAAUUUAGAGUAAAUGUAAUUAUUUUCUUUGUAAAGUGAUUGUGUUCAUAACUUCAUAUAGAGAACACAGUACAACUGAACAUUUGUACA
Messenger RNA from Quercus robur (English oak), 1339 nucleotides. Its product is annotated as exopolygalacturonase-like. Gene Ontology annotation, biological process: carbohydrate metabolic process. The record is from RefSeq and is a predicted model, not a curated record. Gene Ontology annotation, molecular function: polygalacturonase activity. The coding region runs from base 1 to 1179 and encodes 392 amino acids. The transcript is spliced from 4 exons. Lineage: Eukaryota; Viridiplantae; Streptophyta; Magnoliopsida; Fagales; Fagaceae.